This is a messenger RNA of Corylus avellana, 1061 nucleotides long. Lineage: Eukaryota; Viridiplantae; Streptophyta; Magnoliopsida; Fagales; Betulaceae. The record is from RefSeq and is a predicted model, not a curated record.
GAACCAAACAAUAUUCAUUUUCCGGCAAACACAUGAAUAAGCACAAGGAUCGAGUCGGCCUUAUAGCACUCAUAUCCCUCUUCUUGUUCGUCGGUUUACUCUAUGUCUUCGUCGCCUUCCCCACCUCCUUUAAGCCACUCUUGUCCGUACAAUAUAACCAAUGUCAACCCUCUAAAACCGGCGAUGAUGCACUGGAGGUAGCUUUGUCGGAGGCUUCCAUGGAGGACAGGACAGUAAUAAUCACCAUUGUGAACAAGGCUUACGUGGAGGGAGACAAGCCGAUGCUUGACAUGUUUUUGGAUAGUUUUUGGGUCGGGGAAGAUACGCGGGAAUUGGUAGAUCACCUUCUAUUAGUUGCGAUGGAUCCGACGUCGUUCGAACACUGCAAAUUUCUUCGGCUUCAUUGCUACAUGCUUGAAAUGGAGGACGACAUGGAUUCCAAGGCUGAGAAGCUCUACAUGUCCGAUAAUUUUAUCAAGAUGAUGUGGAGGAGAACACUCUUUCUGGGAGACGUACUAAAGCGAGGCUACAGUUUCAUUUUCACGGACACUGAUGUGAUGUGGCUUAGGAAUCCAUUUCCAAGGCUGAGCCAAAAUGGAACCAUUGAUCUUGAAAUCAGCACAGAUGUUUUCAACGGUGAUGAAGGGUCAGAAGCCAACCCCAUGAACACCGGGUUCUACAUGAUCAGAUCCAACAACAAGACCAUCUCAUUAUUUGAUGCAUGGUACGCCCGGAAAGAUAACUCUACGGGAUUAAAUGAUCAAUUGAUUUUAGGAAAUAUGAUGCGUGGAGGUGUGUUAAGAGACAUAGGCCUCACUGUAAGAUUCCUGGACACCAAAUACUUCACUGGCUUCUGUCAAGACACCAAAGACUUCAAAGCUCUCACAACCGUCCAUGCCAAUUGCUGUCGUACUAUUCGUGCCAAGCUGGCGGAUCUGUCUGCUCUCAUUCAUGAUUGGAAGAUGUUCAAGAGGACAUCUACCAACGAUAGUUUGACAUCUGGAUUGUCAACGUUGAUGCAUGUGGCAUGUACGGACUCAUGGAUUGGGCACAAAUGGUGA